Molecule: messenger RNA, 2051 nt
Organism: Erinaceus europaeus (western European hedgehog)
Lineage: Eukaryota; Metazoa; Chordata; Mammalia; Eulipotyphla; Erinaceidae
Gene: SARS2
Product: seryl-tRNA synthetase 2, mitochondrial
Exons: 16
Coding region: 30-1583 (517 amino acids)
Biological process (GO): mitochondrial seryl-tRNA aminoacylation
Cellular component (GO): mitochondrion
Molecular function (GO): tRNA binding; serine-tRNA ligase activity; ATP binding
Source: RefSeq, a predicted model, not a curated record
GGUGUGGGACUCCGUGUCUUCGGUCCAAGAUGGCUGCAUCCAUAGCGCGGCGCUUGCGGCCUUUGUUGGCUGGCCAGGGGCUCCGGUUUCGGAAAGGUUGCAUCUACAACCAGAGCCCAAGAAGCUUCGCUACGGAAAGACGACGCCGGAACCUUCUGUACGAGCACGCGCGCGAGGGCUACAGCGCGCUCCCUCAGUUGGACAUGGAGCGUCUGUGCGCAUGCCCCGAAGAAGUCGCGCGCGCCCUGGAGCUCCGCAAGGGGGAGCUGCGGCCGGACGACCUGCAGGGGAUCAUCUCAUCAUGGCAGGAGCUGAGGCAGCUGAGGGAGCAGAUCCGGGUCCUGGAGGAGGAGAAAGGAGCUGUGGCAGAGGCCGUGCAGGCCCUAAUGGUAAACCAGGACAGCAAUCAAGUGAAACAGGACCCCCAGUAUCAGAGUCUGCGGACCCAUGGCCGGGAGAUCCGGAAGCAGCUUGUGCUCCUGUACCCCAGAGAGAUGCAGCUGGAGGAGCAGUUUUACCUGUGUGCGCUGAGGCUGCCCAACCAGACCCACCCCGAUGUGCCCGCCGGGGACGAGAGCCAGGCCCGCGUGCUCCAUGUGGUGGGAGAGAAGCCAGCUUUCUCCUUCCAACCCCGAGGCCACCUGGAGAUCGCAGAGAAGCUUGACAUCAUCCGCCAAAAGCGCCUCUCUCACGUGUCAGGCCACCGCUCCUACUACCUGCGCGGGGCUGGGGCUCUCUUGCAACAUGGCCUGGUCAACUUCACACUCAGCAAGCUUGUCCAGCGGGGCUUCACCCCCAUGACGGUGCCAGACCUGCUCCGAGGAGCUGUAUUUGAAGGCUGUGGGAUCACACCUAAUGCCAACCCAUCCCUGAUUUACAACAUUGACCCCUCCCGCUUUGAAGACCUCAAUCUGGCUGGGACUUCGGAGGUGGGGCUUGCAGGCUACUUCAUGGACCACUCAGUGGCCUUCCAGGACCUGCCUGUCAGGAUGGUCUGUUCCAGUACCUGCUACCGGGCCGAGACACACACGGGCAAGGAGCCGUGGGGCCUGUACCGGGUGCACCACUUCACGAAGGUGGAGAUGUUUGGGGUGACAGGCCCUGGACUGGAGCAGAGCUCACAGCUGCUGGAAGAGUUCCUAUCCCUUCAGAUGGAGAUCCUGACGGAGCUGGGCUUACACUUCCGGGUCCUGGAUAUGCCCACCCAGGAGCUAGGCCUCCCCGCCUACCGCAAGUUUGACAUUGAGGCCUGGAUGCCAGGCCGCGGGAGCUACGGUGAGGUCACCAGCGCUUCCAACUGCACUGACUUCCAGAGCCGCCGUCUGCACAUCAUGUUCCAGACUGAGGCUGGGGAGCUGCAGUUUGCCCACACGGUGAAUGCAACAGCCUGUGCCAUCCCCCGCCUCCUCAUCGCCCUCCUGGAGAGCAACCAGCAGCAGGAUGGCUCGGUCCUCGUGCCCCCUGCCCUCCAGCCCUACGUGGGCACUGAGCGGAUCACAGCCCCCAGCCACGUGCCUCUCCGCUACAUCGGCCCCAACCAGCCCCAGAAACCCAGGCUCCCAGGCCCACCUGCCUCAAGCUGAGAGAACCCACCUUCUGCGGUCUCCAUGGUUGUUGCCACUUCUUGGAGUUCAGGGAACCCUGGACCCCUGCAGCCUGUCUUCUUGAGCUGGUUUUGACAUCUGCAUUCCAGUUACCCUUUCCCCCUCUUGUUGAGAAUCAGUCAGUGACCUUUCACAUGGAGAUGGGCCGCAGAACCUCCUCCCUCCCUCCUUCCAUCCUUCCUUCCAUCCCUCCUUCCCUCAGGGCUCAGCAGGACACUUAAUAAACAGAGGUCAGAGCAAAAUCCUUCCUGGGUCUGGAAAUGAUGUACCUGGUAGAGUGCACACAUUACAGGGCACAGGGACCCAGGCUCAAGCCCCCAGUCCCCACCUGCAGGGAGGAAGCUUCACAAGCAGUGAAGCAGUGCUACAAGUGUCUAUCUUUUUCUGUCUCCCCUUUCUCAAUUUCUGCCUCUAUCCAGGAUAAAUAAAUACAUGAGCUUGAACUCA